Messenger RNA from Daphnia pulicaria, 1245 nucleotides. RefSeq names its product retinol-binding protein pinta-like. Bases 192 to 1133 code for a protein of 313 amino acids. The record is from RefSeq and is a predicted model, not a curated record. Gene Ontology annotation, cellular component: membrane. Gene Ontology annotation, molecular function: phosphatidylinositol bisphosphate binding. NCBI's taxonomy places the organism in Eukaryota, Metazoa, Arthropoda, Branchiopoda, Diplostraca, Daphniidae. The transcript is spliced from 6 exons.
GUUUGACGUGCAGAAGAGAAACUGCCGUCCGACGACUUUUUGUAUGUAGAGAGAAAAUACCGUUAGAGUGAGCUGCAGAAAGAAGUAUGUGUAUACUGUAUAGUCUCAUUUUCCUUACAGUAGGGUUGCCACUUUUUACUCGGCUGGACUGGUUUCUCUACUAGUGUUAAAGACGGCUGCUGCUGCUGGAAAUGUCGACGAAAGCUUUUCAAACUCAGUUGAGUCAAGUUAUCCUGAAGAGAGCGCAGAGUGAAUUGGGUGAAGACGAGGAUCGCAGACAACAAGUGAUUGCCAUUGUCAAGAAAUUGAUGACUCAGCAGCCACAUUUGCAGCGCAUACGAUUAGAUGAGUAUUCAAUUAUUUGCUUCGCGCGCGGAUGCAAAUACAGUUUAGAGAAAAUCAAGAUAAAAAUUGAUUUGCAGUUCACUUUGAGAACGGCCCUGCCGGAAUUCUUUUCCGGAUGGGACCCGAUGAAACCGAGAAUCCAGGACGCACUUGCAUGUGGGUCGUUCCUCCCGUUGCUGGAUUACGACCAGCACGACAGAAAAGUGAUUAUUAUGCGGCCGGGCUGUUUCGAUCCAAUGCUGUUCAAACCGGAAGAUAUCGACAAAGCCAAUUUCAUGAUCUCCGACACCAUGGGCCGGGAGGACGAGCAAAUGUUUGUCACCGGCAUGGUCAUCAUUGUUGAUGUCCAGGGAUUUUCACUCAACCACCUCACCCAGAAGCCGCUCGCCCUCUUUAAAAAGCAGAUGUAUUUCUUGCAGAGCGCUCCGAUAAGUCCCAAAACGAUCAACUUUAUUCGAACCAAUUCCGUCUUCCAUUCGGCUUAUAAUAUGGUGACAAAUAUGCUCAACGAUAAAAUGAAGCAACGGUUAAAGGUGCACGGGUCCGAUUUCCAAUCGUUGUAUAAAGAAAUCGACCGCAGAAUUCUCCCCAAGGAUUACGGUGGCGAUGGACUUUCACUUGCAGAACUCACUGAUUUAUGGAAACAAAAAGUCGAGGAGCAAAGGGAUUCCCUGAUGGAAUCGGAGAGGAAUUUGCGUGUCGACGAAUCGAGACGUCCGGGUAAAGCCAAGACGGCCCAAGAUAUUUUCGGCAUCGAAGGAUCAUUCCGCAAACUCAACAUAGACUGAAUUUAAUUUUCCAAAGACUAUAACUUGCUAACAGUGAUAGUUAAUCCGUUUAUUCUGGCGAAAUCUCCUUAUUAUGACCCACUCAAUUGAAUAGAAAUAUUUACAAACUUUU